Molecule: messenger RNA, 10079 nt
Organism: Monodelphis domestica (gray short-tailed opossum)
Lineage: Eukaryota; Metazoa; Chordata; Mammalia; Didelphimorphia; Didelphidae
Gene: ZFAND1
Product: zinc finger AN1-type containing 1
Biological process (GO): cytoplasmic stress granule disassembly
Cellular component (GO): cytoplasmic stress granule; cytoplasm
Molecular function (GO): zinc ion binding
Source: RefSeq, a predicted model, not a curated record
CUCAGCAUUUCCGGCCCGCUCUCCUCCCUUCCUUUCAGUUUGGGCUGUUGGUCUGGCCGCGGUGGGGCAACGAUGGCCGAGUUGGACAUUGGACAGCACUGCCAGGUGGAGCACUGCCGGCAGAAAGAUUUUCUUCCAUUUGUAUGUGAUGGCUGUUCAGGAAUAUUCUGCCUUGAGCACAGAAGCAGGGAAUCUCAUGGCUGUUCUGAGGUGAACAUAAAAAAUGAAAGAUUGAAGACUGAUGACCAUUCAUCUUACCCUUGUUCAUAUAAGGACUGCAGUGGAAGAGAGCUUGUGCCAGUGUUAUGUCCCUUCUGUGAGAAGAAUUUUUGCCUGAGACACCGGCACCAGUCAGACCAUGAAUGUGAAAAGCUAAAAGGUCCUCAGGCUCGAAUGGCUGCCACUAAGCAGCUUGUUAAAGAGAUCAUAGAUUCCAAGAAAGGAGCAGCGAUAAACAAAGGACGCAGAGGUGCAAAGAACAGUGAAACUGCAGCAAAAGUUGCACUAAUGAAAUUAAAAAUGCAUGCUGAUGGCGAUAAAUCUCUGCCUCAGACAGAAAGAAUAUACUUUCAGGUAUUCUUACCUAAAGGGAGCAAGGAGAAAAGCAAACCCAUGUUCUUUUGUUGUAAAUGGAGUAUUGGCAAGGUGGUAGAUUUUGCAGCUUCGUUAUCUAACCUUAAAAAUGAGAACAACAAGGCAACAGCCAAGAAAUUAAGAUUGUGUAAUAUUGCAACAGGAGAAGCCUUACCUUCAGAUCAGACUUUGGAAACAUGGAUUGCUAAAGAAGAUUGCCCUUUAUAUAAUGGUGGAAAUAUUAUCUUAGAAUAUCUUGAUAAUGAAGAGCAAUUUUUGGAAAAUGCAGAUUCUUACUUAAAGUAGCCUUUCAAGGAUAGCCCUCAAUAGCCAAUGAUGCUUGUUAAAGUUAACUUGUUAAAUAUUAACACUGUACUCUUCAAAGAAAGGUGCAUUUAAGUUUAGUUCCACAAUAACAAUGACAUUUAUUUAAUGAGCUUUUACAUAAAAUAUUUUUGUAAUUAUGCAGAAAAUGAUGGUAAAAUAAGCUUGGGGCUAGUAGCUAAGUAUCAACAAAUUCAGAUUUUGAAGCAUCAAAUAGCACAUAAGAAACAUACUAUGAUAGAUAGUAGUUAUUUGUCUGAAACUUCAUCACCAGAAGUAGUACAUUCGUCCCUUGUGAAAGAAAGGAAUGAAAGAAUUUGAGGAAAAUGCAGGUUGGCAGAGUGAAGAUAUAGGAGUUGGAUGGAUUGCAGAAGACAGAAUGUGCGGAAGGGACUCUUCGAAUUCUAAGAGUGGGUUCUGAAAUGGUUAACUGUCAGCCUGGAGGCAGGGUGGUGAGAAAGCAGUAAGAGAGGUCACAGCUUCUGAAUGUGGCUCUUCUGAUUUAUCUGUAAUCCUUGGCUAAUUUCCUACUUUGGUUCCUGGUCAUCCCUGUGAGAUUCCAGCCAGCAAGUUCCUUACUCUAGUCAAAUGUACUGAACUACUAAGAAGAUAAAAUACCAUCUUAACUGAGUUGAUCUCCUAAGUUACCUUUUCAGGCUUAGCCUGCAUUAUUUGGUGAUUAGAUCAGUCCUGUCACCUGACUCCGGAUCCAGAAACUAUAUCUGCAACCUUACCAAAAACUAUUUUGGAUGGGCUCAGACUAGGCCAGUUAGAAAGGAAGACUGAGGAAAUUAGAGAAGGGAGGCAGAGUAGCCCCAACAGUGUUGGAGGCUGAAGAGACCCUUGUGGGUCAGAGGGUUCUGGGAUAGAGUUUUAUUAGCCCAGGGAAUUCCCUAGCCCUACAUUCCUACCCAAUUCUAGUUAUUACCUUUAAUGUAAAAGCCUGUUAAGAUCAAGAAGUCAGAUUUGUGUUUCUCAGAGCUCCAGGCCUGAGGGUAGCCAUCUUGCCCUUGGAUCAGGGUGAAGCAGCUACAACAAACUGAUACACUAUCAACCUUAAGGGUAAAUCUAUAGUCUUUCAGUUGACUGAGCCAGCAUGGCUUUGAAUUGAGUCAGUUGAAGUUUUGGACCUACAAAGCCUCUGGGACAGUGAUUGGGUGGCCCUAUUGGAAAAUUUUCUCAGGUCUGAGUUGCUGAAAUUUACCUAGCAACCAGGCUAACCAAUCAGAAUAAAUCACCAUUGGGGGUAGGGGGAUUUAAAAGGUCAGGUUUAAAUAACAUUUUUCCUGUCAAAGGGCUUGAGAAAACAAUGAAAGUUCAAAAACGUAGUGGUCCAUGGGUGUAUUGGCAGCAGUAUACCAAUGCAUCUUAGUCUGUUAUAAUCUUUACCAACAUACCAGAUAUUUUUAUACUUCCUGAUGAAUACAUAUGGAAGUUUAAAGUGGCUAAAGAUGGAAAUGGACAGGGCAAUAUCAUAUGUCCCAAUGCUGCUGGUGAUAUUCUCUACACUAUUGAAGAUCAUUUUACUGGAAAUCUGGUUUUUGGCAAAGUACUGGGGAAAAGGGCUGUGGGAAAGAAUGACGAUUUGAAAGUGAUGAUUUUGGCAUUAAAGGGAGGCAUGGAAAAGAAACUAACUGGGGAAAUUGAGGCACUGAAAACUAAUAAGGCAGAACAAAAAGAUGAUACCCAAUUAAGAGCUGAUGGAAAUCAGAGUAUUACAGCUGCUGCUGUUCCAUUGCAUGACCUAACUCGCCUCCAGCUGGAAGCAAGAAUAGUGCAUAUAAAAACCCAUAAGCCUUUUAGUGCUGCAGAUUUGGACCACCUGAGAAAGAGAAUUCCAAAAUAUGAAGAACCCCUGAGGUGCAUGAAAGAGUUCAGGAAAGCAAUAAGGCUAUAUGAAGAUACAGAACUUUUGCUUUCUGAGCUUUUUACAAAAAGAGAAAAAGAACAGUUUGUGAAGGAAACCAGGGGCAACCUAAAUCUAACAUCAUGGCCUGAGAGCACUCAGGAUUUAGAAUUAUCUAACAUAGAUAAUUUGAGAUUUUUAGGCCAGGGGGGAAAUUCAAUUUUAAAAGCAAUUAGAAUUCAUUCUAAAAGACCAGAUAAAUGAACAUCCUAGUGCAAACAUCAACAACAUGGAAAUAGGUUCUGAUCAAGGACAUAAGUAAUACCCAAUGAAAUUGCACAUUGGCUGCAGGAAGGGUGGAUGGAGGGGAGUGAGAGAAAUAAUGUGAUUAUUGUAACCAAGGAAUAAUGUUCUAAAUUGACUAAAUAAACUAAUUCAAAUGGGGGGAAAAAUAGACCAGAUACUUGGGGGAAAUUUGAGAUAUUAAAGCAGGAACCAGGGGAGAAUCCUUCCACAUUUUUAGACAGAAUAAUAGAAAUAGGGAAAAAUUAGGAUUUGGAGAUCUGUCAAAACAGAAUUUGCAAUAUAUCAGGAGGCAGUUUGUAAAAGGCAACUGUCUACAUGUUAAAAUUUAGAUUAACAGUAUCCAGGAUGGAAAUCUCUUGGAUUAGAGGAGUUAAGGAAGAAUGCUAUUUAUAUAUUUUUAUGAGGAAAGGGAUGAAUUAGUCUAAGAGUUAAGGAAUCAGUUGAGAGAGGCAAAUAAAAAAUUGAAGGAGAGAGAAAUUGAAGAGGUGAAAACCAUGGCAACAUUAAAAGCUUAUCUGACCCAGUGGAAUCACGAGUCAGCUUUGUCUUUAAUGAAUAAUGCUUGGAAAUGAUCAAAUAAAAUAUUAUUUUAAAAAAAAAAAAACUUAUCUGCCUGGACAGGAGUAUGCAUCAAGAGGACAAAGAAAUAGUUAAUUGAAAUGUUUCCUGUGCAAAAAGCUAGGACAUUUUUUAAGAGACUGCCAAUUAAGAGCUCAGUUGAAUAACAGCAAUAAUUCAUGUAAUAGCAACAGGAAAACAAGGGGAUGUUGGAAAAAGAAUAGACCAACCUACCAAAAUAACAGGAUCACAGGAGUGUUGUUCCCAUGUGUACACUAAAUCAGCAAUGCAAGGCCCCCUAACCUCAGCACAAGGCAAGAAUCUAAAAUCAAGAGCUCACCCUAAGUCCUUGACAAUAGCUGCAGGAGGGGUAAAACAAGGAGCCCAAUUAUGAAGCCAUGUUUUGGGGGAUGCAGAAAUACAAGGCCUUGUCAAAGGAGAUAGAGAAAAUGAAAAUAAUACCAGAAAUAGAGAAAAUGAGAAUAAUGGGAAGUUUGAGAAUGAAUAAACAGUGCAAGAAAAUAAUAGUGCAGAAACCUGUGAGCAAAAAGAAACAGUUAAAUGAUAGUGAAAAUGGGAACAGUGCUAAUGAAAGAACAGUGUAAGAAGAUAAUAUUACAGUUAGUGAGCAAACAGAAAGUUUACUAGUGGGCACACAUGCAGUGAUAGUAAAAGAAUUUUAGAAUAAAGAAAGAACAGUGAGUGUAAAGGGAAAGAGCAAAUUUGUAUCUAAUCUUUCAUUUGCUAUAUCAUGGCUUCACUAUCAUGGGUUUAAAAAAAUACACAUCUAAUUCUGUAUUGUAGAGUUUUUACUAUUGGGAUUUUGCUGAUGAAUACUGUACUGUGCACAAUGGAAAUGCACUGUGCCGCUACUGCUUGCCCAAGUUUGCCAAGUGUAAGAUUGUACACAGCUGAGCGCAAAGCUAGUGUUUCUGUAUUGGCUGAUGCAAUGAAAAUAGCGCUGUGUUCUGUAUCUAGGGAUUGACUCAGUAUUUCUAAGAGUGGGAAAGGUUAAUAAGAGUGUGGAAAAGGUUUAUAGGAGAGUGGAAAGGAUUAAUACAGCCUUAAAAUAUCUAAAUAAUUAAAUAUAACACCACUACUUCAUGGAUUUUUACCUAUCAUGGGGAUCUCUGGAAUGUAACUCCUGUGAUAGGUGAGAGAUCAUUGUAAUAAUAGAAGAGGCAUAGGAAUAAUAAUAAAAACUUUUAAAGUUUGUAGAGUGCAUUAUAUGUAAUAUCUAAGUCUUAUAAUAGUCCUAUUGGGUAGGGCUGGGGGUGGGAAGAAUGCCAAAUAUUGGGGGUAGGGAAGGGGUUCCUGUACAAAAUGAUCACUAAAUAUUAAAGUUCAUUGUGCCAGAAGCUGUGAAUGACAGUAAUUUUGAAGGAGGAACUAGGAUUUUAGAUUACAGUUAAAGAUGGGAAGAAAGUAGAUAGGAAUUCCAUUUUAAUGUUUAAGAGGCAGAAGGGAAAGAUAUUUUCCAGUUUUUAGAACUAUACAAAGACAGAGGUUGGGUUCUGAAAGAAAUGUGGCAAGAGUUUAAUAGUGUUUAUUAAAUUCAGUGCAAAAAGAUUGAUUUAGCAAAAAUAUACAUAUAGGCAAGGACCUUAAUGUAUCUAGAAAAACUAGACACAUUUAAUUGAAAGAAUACUGAUAUGAAAAUAUGUUGGCUUCAAUACUCAAGUACUUGCUAUCUGUGUAGCCUUGGGUAAAUUAUUCAGUCAGCCUGAGACUCAUUUUUUUAUUUAUAAAAUAGGGUUACCAUUUGUCUUGACUACCCUAUACCAUUGUAAGGAUCCAGUGAAAUAGUGGAAAGAAGUUUUUUUGUUAACCACAGAAUGCUAUGUAAAUAGGCAUCAUGGUAUAGGGGAUGAUGAGCCAGAAUUGGUGUCUGGAAGCUCAGGUUCACACUAUCAAGCCAUAUAUUCUUAGAUGAUUAUUGCUUGUUAUAAAUCCAUCUUUACUAAUUUUUUAAAAAGGAGUUUAAACCAAGUAAUCCCUUGGGCCUUCUUCCAGCUCCAGCAUUUUAAGGAAACACUAGCCUUGUCUAUGGCAGUCUACAGUAAAAUGCCCCAAGUAGACACAAAGCCCUAUUUUGUUGGGGAAGAGAAAAUUAAUGAUUGUAUUUUCCCACUCUUUGCAACCAAGACAUUCCAAAGUUCUUGAUGUAAUUUUAGGGACAUUAUUCAAAGAAUCACAGAUUCUAAAAGGGACCUCAGUUCAUCUCAUCCAACCUAUACUUGAAUAGCAAACCUUUUUCCUGUCAUGGUUCAAUUCAACAAAUAUUUGGUAAGCAUUUACUUUGUGCCAAGAAUAGUGCCUAAUCCUGGGACAAAAAACAAAAACAAAACAGUUCCUGUCCUCUAUGACUGGACAUAUUUAAGGAUCUUAGCACACAGGUUUUUUUGGAAAUCAAAUAUAGUGUCAGAGGGAGAGGAAAAGCUUUAUAUCAUUCCAUUUUUAGUCUUCAUUUAAGGUAUGAAUUUUUUAAUAGCUAUUGUUUAUAUAGUACUGUAACAUCUGCAAAGUACUUUUCAAAUACUACUUCAUUUUAUCCUCAUAAUCCUGGAAGGUAGAUGCUUUAUCCCCAUUUUAUAGCUGAAGAAACAGGCCAACUGAGGUUAAGUGAUUGAGCUAGUAAGUAUUUGAAGUCAUAUUUGAAUACAGGUCUUCCUGACAUUCUAGGUCUAGUGUUCUAUCUAAUGUGCCACCUAGAUUUUGUUUAUUUCCUUGCUUGAUUAUAAAUGUUUAUUGCCUUUAAUACUCAACUAAGUUAUGAGGGAGUUCUUAAAUCCUACUUGGACUAACAAGACCACUUUACUAUGGGUAUUACCUCAGCAUUCUGAUUGGUAGGAACUACCAGUGCUAUAGGAACUGCUUCCCAUCAUUGGUGCCAGGGUAAUAUAAUGUACUUGGAGCUGGUCCCAGGACCAGCCCUGCUCAUCCCACCCAAGGAUCCAAAUGAAUAUGGAGAUUUGAGACAGGUAUACCCUAAAGGAGGAAACAAACUUCAUAGUCAUUUUCAAAUUUAUUCACCAAAACAGUUUAUAGGCUGCGCGAACAUCUUUAGCUACUGUAAACCUUAAAAUUUCUUAGACUUAUAAAUGUUGGAAAUUUCACCAUUGGGAAAUUUCAUACUUGAAAAAUUUCCUACUGAUAGUCUAUUGGAAUGUUAACCCCCUUGGCAUGGGAGGGUCUUUCUCCUCCCUACUUAAGAUUACUUUAGGACAGAAACCUUUUGCUGAACAAUGGAAAGGGCUUUGACCUAUGCUUAAGCAUAGAACAGGAAGUUCUUUGAGUCAUGAUUGAUUUUAGAAUUGAUACAAUAGAGAUACUUGGAAUGACAGAACCAGGUCUUGGAACUUCCAAUCUCCACCCUACUCAGAGUAACAGGAUUUAGGAAGGGCUGCAGCAAAGGAUCAAGAUUUAAUUAUUUGAGAAUAUGACCUUCAACAGACAUGUGCAAAGCCACAGACCUCUGGGCGGUCCUGGGUUAAGCUAGAGCCACCAUUGGCAUAGGGAAGACAUGGACAGUGAUUGGUAGAUGUGAGAACUGAGGGGAGGGAACUUGGAUGGUUUCCUUAAAGAUAGCAGGGUCUGAGGACUGAGGGAGGUUGGAGAGGUUUUGCUCUGAGAGGUUGUGCUCUGAGAAGCUUGCUCUGAAGGAAGCUGGAGGUGGAGGCCCCUGAGACUGUUUCUCCAUUUUGGUCACGUGAGUGAUAGGGACUGAUCUCUUUUCUUUGCCUCAGCUAUCUAAGGACUUGGGCCUUUUGGCCCAGCCUAAACAGAGGGGGUAAUUAAGCCCUAUUCCCUUCUCUCUCUCUCUCUCUCUCUCUCUCUCUCUCUCUCUCUCUAAUACCUUUCUUCCUCCUGUUUGUAAUUAAAAACUCCAUAAAAGGUUGACUGCUGACUUGAGUUUUCAUUUAGGAAUUACAUAGCUGAAUUCCUUGGUGACCUUAAAUUAAUAUAUAUCAGUCCUUUAAGGUGAUUUCCUUGUCACACUACUCAUCUCAAAUCUUUAAAACUUCCUAAGGCCCAAUUCUGUAUGAUCUUUAGGAAUGUAUAAUGAUUCAUAUGGCCUUGCUAGCAUUCAUUAGGCCCUAAUCCCUGUGGUCCCUUUUUAAGGAUGGAACAUUUAGCUCACUGCUAGGUCCUUCUAGUGUUGUCCUUCAACUUUUUAGCAGCCACUGUCGACUCUCCUUACCAUCUUUUGUCUAUAACUUUAAAGAUAAUGUUUAUGUAACUUUAUUACCUAUUCUUUAGCCUGAUCUUUCCAUAUCUACUCAUUUGCCAUGCUCUCUUCUCUCAUUCAGACAGCUUCCAGGGUGUUAUUUGGGGACUAGACUACUCAGAUCUCAAUGUAUGUCAGAAGUAGUCCUGGCUUCUACUUUUGCAAUCAACCGAUGAAAAAUAAUUUGUUUAUCUGUAUUAUGGACAAAUACUUCUUCCUUCAAAAGGAAGAUGAACCCAUGAGGCCACCAAUGUUGUGAAUUGACUAUUUCCAAUGAGAAAGAACUGGUUGCUAAUGUGGAAACUGGGAAAUUUGGAAACUUUCUGACCUGUCCCUUUCCUACCUUUCCAGACUUCUUUCACUUUCUUCCCCUCUAUAAAUGCAUUAGUUUCCAGAUGUGCCUUUGUCCUAGCUGUCCACUUAUGACUUGAAUAUUCUUCUUUCUCAACUCUGCUUUGGAAAACCUGGCUUCUUUCAACAUUCAACUAAAAAUUUUAGUGGGGAGCAUUUUCUGGUUCUUUCUGGCUCAUAGAGCCUCUCUCCUCUGUAUGAGCUUCCUCUUCUGUCCUCAUCUCUGGUCACUCAGAAGCCUUCUACCACUGUCUCCUUCUUUGUCCCUGCCUCACAUGAUGUUAUUGCCUUACUCCUUACCGCAGCUAACUCUUCUUCAAGUGAUCCCAUUCCAUCCCAUUUCCUCCAGCACACUGCCCUUUCUGUCAUCCCCAUUCUGUAGUUGACUCUUUCCCUAUCCUGAAAAACAAACAAACAAACCUCACUGUUAUGGAUGCCCUGUCAUGAGCCCAUCUUUUCCCCAAUCCCUAUAGGAGAAAAGGCCAUAUUUUCUUCUGGAAUGAUUCAGGAAGACCUGAGUUUAAGUCUGCCUGUCAUUUAUUGUGACCUGUGACCCUAGUCAAGUCACCUAACCUCUCUUAGCUUCCUCAUCUGGUAAAUGGGGAUCAUAAUAGCACCAACCCCCAAAGGUAUUUUGAGGAUUAAUAAUAUGCUUGUAAAACAAUUUGUUAAUCUUAAAGUGCUAUAUAAAUGCCAUCUAUGAUUAUGCUGAUGAUACUUAUAAGACUGAACCAGUGGCUAGACACUCCCUUGUCUUCCCUCUUUUAAGCCCACACAAACUCUUCAGCCACCAUAUGUUCCAUCCUAACUAUUUUUUGCCCCAGGUGAAGGAAUUCUAAUUUCCAGAUCGAAUACGACUAGGCUGGUUAUAGCACAACAUAGUUUUGGAUACAGGAACUUUCAAAGAUCCUCUACUAAAACUAGGGGAUGUUGCAAUCUUCACUGCAAAGAGCAAAACAAUGAACUCUCAAGACCUCCUUUUAUGGAGGACUCAGACCUCUAACUUCACUUUCCAGCAGCCGCUCUGCUUGGUUUCAAUUCUAUGCACAUAUCCCAGCACAAGGUAUCCUCUUGUAGUCCUCAUCCUCUUCCCUCCUUUUUAAUUUUUUGUGUAUUGUUUUCCUCCAUUAGAUCUUUUUCUUAUUUGAUUACCCAGUGUUUGGUACAUAAAAGGCACUUAAUGAAUAUUUGUUGACAAUUUUUAGUUGUCCUUCAGUGGUGGUAUCCAAAUGUAGGUUGAAUGACCAUUUGUUAAAAGUGGGGCAGAUGGAAUUAAUGCUUUCAGUAAAGACUGAAAUUGACUUUCCCCAAGAUGGCAGAGUUAGCUAGUUUGUAACAGAGCCUGGACUAUAUCAUCAAAUAAUAAAGUAUUCUAGUAAAUGAAGUUCUGAAGGUAGAAAUCUUGUGUCCAGUAGCCAGGAGAUCCUUGGAAGCUCUGAGUUUUCAAGCAAGAAACCCAAAGACCAGUUGUCUAUGUUCUGGGUCUGGAGAUUAUAGAACUUGUUGUGACUACUGAAAUCACAAUGACAACAAUAAUGAUAGCUAAAAUUCAUAUAAUGCUUUUUGAGGUUUGCAAAGUGCAUUACACACAGACAGUACCUUCUUUUGUUCUCACAACAACCCUGUAGUCUUCUGCCAAAUAACAAUAACUAACUCUAACUUCUCACAGGCUGAUUCUUGACUGUUGUUUUUCAGUGUUCAUUUUCCUGCCCCAGUUGCCUUGUAUACUAUGUUGCUAAUUCCCUUUCUGUUUACAUUGUAUUACUUUCUCAUGCUUCUGUCCUACAGGCCUCAUUGUUUCUGAUUGCUGGUAGGCAUCUACCAUGAUUUUUAGGCCCCUUUUUAAUUAUGUAGACUAUGUUAUCAAUAAAAUUUGAGACCCUUCUUGGAUAA